Messenger RNA from Drosophila bipectinata, 650 nucleotides. RefSeq names its product pre-rRNA-processing protein TSR2 homolog. Lineage: Eukaryota; Metazoa; Arthropoda; Insecta; Diptera; Drosophilidae. Gene Ontology annotation, cellular component: nucleus. Gene Ontology annotation, biological process: maturation of SSU-rRNA from tricistronic rRNA transcript (SSU-rRNA, 5.8S rRNA, LSU-rRNA). The record is from RefSeq and is a predicted model, not a curated record.
CACUGUAACAGCACAUGCGAUGGCAACUGCACAACAAACCGAAUUCCAAAAGAAUUUUCGCCUGAUUGUUGAAAAGAUUUUCAACCACUGGCAGAAUCUGCGGCUAGCAGUGGAGCAUGGCAUGGGUGGACGCAAUGGCCAACAGGUGGCCAUUGAAAUCAUGGACUACACAUAUCAAUAUUGUGUAGGAAACGAUAACAUCACCCAGGGUGAACUGCAGGAGGUCCUGGAGGAACUAAUGGACCAGGAGUUCAACACGCUAUGCGACGAUAACUCGAUCCCUGAGAUCUGUCGUAAUCUGUUGCGCUACAAACAGCUGUCCCUGCAGAAUCAGUAUCCGCUGAUUGAGGCUGAGCUAAGCAAACUUCCCGCCGGAAAGGAGUGGCUGCGCCCGGAUGUAAAGAUCGCCUACACUCCCAUCGACGGAGACUCGUCAUCCGACGAGGAUAUGGAUGAUGAUGAUGAUGAGGAUACUGGAAUGGAGGAGGUCGACGAGGAGGCUCCCACAACAAGCGGCAGAGUGACCCGCUCACAAACGCGAAAACAAAAGGCUGAAGAUUUCGUGGAACCAGAAGAAGGCUGGACCACUGUGCGCAGAAAAUAAAUAUGGUGUAAAUAAGAAAUAAACCUUGUUACUUUUUUAGUUGUAA